Molecule: messenger RNA, 1185 nt
Organism: Trichoderma citrinoviride
Lineage: Eukaryota; Fungi; Ascomycota; Sordariomycetes; Hypocreales; Hypocreaceae
Exons: 2
Coding region: 1-1185 (394 amino acids)
Source: RefSeq, a predicted model, not a curated record
AUGGCACCGCUCAACGAGGAAGAGGAGUAUGCCUUGGCUCAACAAGUCCUCCGCCAGCUUGCACAGACAGAAUAUGCCUGUUCAGCCUUGACAAAGCUUAGUGGCGGAACAGCAAACUUUCUCUACCGUGGACUCCUUCUUCAACCGCUCGAAGGAGAGGCAGAUACGGGAGCGGCGCAGACUGUCGUGAUCAAACGUUCGACUGGUUAUGCUGCCGUAAACCGGGAAUUUCCCCUUGAUGUCUCGCGCUGCGUCUUUGAAGAGACUAUGCUCCGUGUUCUGGAUGGUCUUUCACAUAUCGUCAUCACCCCUAGCGGCUCUACGGUGGUCUUGGCACCGCGAUGCUACAUGUUUGACCGAGAUACACACAUUCAAGUUCAUCAAGACUUUCCUGAUACUAUAGACCUCAUCAACCUCUUACAAUCGACCAAGCUUGAUCACGUUCUGCCUGGACCCAGCAGCCAAUCAGUUGGUUACGCCUUGGGUUCCUGGCUGCGCUUCUUCCACAACUGGACCUCCGAGCCAGCCCAAGCUGAACUUCGGAGAAGAGUUGGGCCCAACGAGGGCAUGCGUCGGUUGAAGUGUCUUAUUACGUACGAUAGCUUCAUCGAGAUUCUCGAACGUCACCCUGAGACGAUAGAAGGUCAUAAACAGACGUUGGAAGCUGUCAGAGAUGCUAUGAAAUACGAGUUUAAGAGGGUACCAACUAAAGGAGAUAGGAUUCGUGGUAUUAUUCACGGGGAUUUCUGGGCUGGCAACGUUCUACUACCAGACAGUCCCUGGCAUGAGAAAACAUCACCUCAAGGACCAAACAAGCUCGUCAUAAUCGACUGGGAAAACGUCCAGGUCGGCCACCGCGCCGUGGAUAUCGGCGGAAUGCUAGCCGACCUUUACGAACGCAAACACUUCAAAGACAUCGCUGCGAGUAUACCCAUCAUGCAAGGCUUCAUCGAGGGUUAUGGCCCGCUGAGCGAAGAGCUGGCAUUUAGCACUGCCGUUUAUGCUGGCGUGCAUCUUAUUUGCUGGUAUUAUCGGCGAGAUCGGAAUGCUCCUUUGCCGUAUCCGUUGCCAAAGGUCUUGGAUGCCUUGACUUUGGGGAGAGACUUUGUCCUCAAAGGCUGGGCUAAGGACAGGGAGUGGUUUGAGAGUUCUGUAUUAGCGGCCUUGUUUAUGAAAAAAAAGUAG